UUUAAAUCUUGCAUCUGAAUUUUAUUGGACUCGAAUUGGGGUUAUGAUACAUAAUUCUUAUAUCACUCAAUACCACUUUGUUUUGAUGUUAAUAUUUAAGAAACAACAUCGGUAGUUUGUUUUUCUAUAGUGAUUAGUGAAAAUGUUUCGCUACUAUUGCACUGUAACUCGAUAUGCAUUUAUUCAGAUGACAAAACCAAGCCUAUCGAGAACCCUAGUCCCUUUAACAUGCCAGUUAGUACCAGCAAAUCGACAGUUCCAAAUUCGUAACUAUGCUAAAGGCAAAGACAAAAAGAAAGAAAAGAAGGGAUCCUCCGGUAAGGUUCAUAUAAACGAACACCAGCUAGCUGAAGUUAUCAAUCUUGAAAGCCUACGGACUCAAAUGGAGAAGAGCAUCAAUAAUUUGAAAGACGAUUACAUUAAAAAUCUUUCAAUUCGAUCAACCACUGGUUCUAUAGAGACACUAAUAGUGUCUUUCGAAGGCAAAGAUUAUCAAUUACAGGAGCUGGCUCAGGUGGUCCGAAAGAAUCCCAAAACCGUUGUGGUCAACUUGGUUUCGUUCCCGCAGACCAUUCCUUCAGUGUUGCAGGCCAUCCAGAAGAGCGGUAUGAACUUAAAUCCCCAGCAGGAUGGAACAACCUUAUUUAUUCCGGUGCCCAAAGUGACCCGCGAACAUCGGGAAGGACUUGCCAAGAAUGCUAAAGUUUUGUACAUCAAGUGUCGGGAUACUAUCAAGGAAAGCCAAAAUCAGAUUAUCAAGAAAAUCAAAAAGCAACCUGACAUAUCGGAGGAUCUUAACUUUCAAGUGCAGUCUCAAGUAACGGCCAUUGCAAACGAAUACAUUAAGGAAGCUGAGAAGAUUAUGGAAAUCAAGCAGGCAGAAUUGAUGGGAGAAAAAUCUUAGAAUUAUAAGUUACUGUCGAAUAAAUGA
Molecule: messenger RNA, 931 nt
Organism: Uranotaenia lowii
Lineage: Eukaryota; Metazoa; Arthropoda; Insecta; Diptera; Culicidae
Gene: mRRF1
Product: ribosome-recycling factor, mitochondrial
Exons: 1
Coding region: 143-904 (253 amino acids)
Biological process (GO): translation
Cellular component (GO): mitochondrion
Molecular function (GO): ribosomal large subunit binding
Source: RefSeq, a predicted model, not a curated record